This is a messenger RNA of Dictyostelium discoideum AX4, 1419 nucleotides long. RefSeq lists its product as hypothetical. Gene Ontology annotation, biological process: Arp2/3 complex-mediated actin nucleation. Lineage: Eukaryota; Evosea; Eumycetozoa; Dictyosteliales; Dictyosteliaceae. The transcript is spliced from 2 exons. Gene Ontology annotation, molecular function: alpha-tubulin binding; actin binding. Gene Ontology annotation, cellular component: early endosome; cytosol; WASH complex. The record is from RefSeq and is a predicted model, not a curated record. Bases 1 to 1419 code for a protein of 472 amino acids.
AUGACAACUCAAAUCUAUCAGGUUCCAGUUGUCAGUAAUGGUCUUAGAGAAACUGAAUCUAUUCUUCAAAUUGUAGAUUCACUUGAAAAACUUGAAAAGGUUUUUAAUGAUAUGUAUUCAACAAUUUCUGCAAGAGUAUCACAUGAAAAAUCAAGAAUUGAUAAUGUUGCAAAUAGAUUAAAUAAUGCACAACAUAAAGUUAAUCAAAUUGUUGGUAGUAAACAAGCAAUAACAGUAUUUAGUAGUGCAAAAUAUCCAGCAGAUAAGAAAUGGGGAGAUUAUGUACCAAUUUAUAGUGGAAAACAUAAAUUACCAUUUAAACCAUCACAUUAUCAUGGAUUGAAUAGUGAAGAUAGUCCAAUUAAAAAGAGACCAGAGGAUUCAUAUUUGGAUGUAAAUGAUUUAGUUUUCAUUGAAAAGAGUAUUGAUACCACAUCGAAAGAAGUGGAGGUUAAGGAAGGUCUUGGUAGAAUUCCAGCACAGAUUCCAAGUGUUUCAAAUCUUUUAUUAUUUAAUACUCAAGAGAAUCCAUACAAAAAGUAUUCAAAUACAUUGGACAAUUUAUCAGGUGGUGAUGGUGGUGAAGAUGACUACACAAUAUUUGGUGACCAAUUGUCAAAGAAGAAGAGAUUGGGUGACGCUCCAGUCACCGUUAAAGAUGGUGAUAGUAGAAUCGAUGCUGAAAACGUUAAAAUCGGUUACGAACCUGGUACUUUUGAAAUACCAGUUUACAAUUUCCCUUCAAUUUUACCACUUCCAAAUGUAGCUGAAAAUAUUACAUGGGCUGCUGAAUCUCAAAGUAUUGCUCCAUCUCAAAAAGCGACUUUAAAUUUAUUACCAACUUAUGAUAAUUCAAACUCAGGUAGUGCACCUGUAAAUCAAUCUUCAGGUGGUGAUAAUAAUGUAAAUAAUAAUAAUAAUAAUAACAAUAGUAAUAAUAGUACAGGUAUAAUGCAACCACCACAACCUACAAAUGCACCACCACCUCCUCCACCACCACCACAAUCUGCUAAUGCCCCACCACCACCUCCACCACCACCUGUUUCUGCUCCACCACCAUUUAAUCCACCAAGUGUUAAUAGUAACAAUGAUGACGAUGAUGAUGACGAUGAUGAUAAUGGUGGCGGCGGUGGACCAGGUGGUGCUAUAGGUGAUUUAUUGGCUGAUAUUCGUCGUGGUCAUAAAAAUAGAUUAAAAAAAGCUGAUGUUGGUGGAGAUAAUGGUGAUGGUGAAGAUAAUAAACCACCACCAGUUUCUGAUGGAGGUGGCGGUUUAAUGGGUGAUCUUUUCAAAAAAUUAGCACUUCGUAGACAAUCCAUUGCAACUACAAAAUCAACUAAAAAACAAUCAAAAUCAAAGAAAGAAGAUACUGAUGACCAAGAUGGUGAAUCUGAUACCGAUUCUUCUGAAUGGGAAUAA